AUGAUAGCAAAUGAGAAUCACGGUUUUCACGACUUCUUUAUAUUCGCAACAUUAUCUUUCUUUGCGCUCCUGCUGUUUAUUGUUGUGAAUGUCUCCCAGAAGGUGCAACAAACCCCGAAAUUGCGCUCAGUCGCCAUUCUCGUACUAGGCGAUGUGGGACGCAGCCCGCGAAUGAUGUAUCAUGCAGAGAGCUUUGCGAAGCUGGGAUUUGACACCUAUCUCAUUGGAUACAAAGGCUCCAAGCCGAUAGUUUCGCUAACCACCCUCUCCAAUAUCAGGUUGUCAUACUUGUCAGAAUCACCGCCACUCGUUACGCGGAUUCCUUUUGUUCUAGCCGCUCCGAUCAAAAUUAUGUACCAGAUAGCCACCAUUCUAUACACGCUAGUCUAUGACAUACCCCGGCCGCCCGAGUUUAUCAUGGUGCAGAAUCCUCCAAGUAUUCCCACUCUCGCUUUAGUGUGGCUUGUCGGAGGGAUAACGGGAAGUAAAGUAAUCAUCGACUGGCAUAACCUCGGGUAUAGCAUUCUCGCAUUGAAGUUGGGAAAAACACAUCUGCUCGUCAACAUUGCAAAACGCUUUGAGAUCAGGUUCGGCCGUUCUGCGUACGCUCACCUGUUCGUUACAAAUGCUAUGCGAAACAAUCUGGAGCAGGAAUGGGGCCUGAUAGGGCACAAGGUGGUCUUACAUGAUCGUCCACCCAGCCACUUUCACAAGUGUCCACCUCUAGAAGUCCAUGAGUUAUUCAUACGACUGGGACGUUCGAUAUCGCCAUCACUUGCAGAUUUUCUCCCCAGUGCUUCGCUGCCUUACACGACCCAACUUACUGAAAUACGUGGACUUCCACCGUAUUCCGCUUCUCCCACAUCCGCUUUUAGCUCUCUCAGUACGCCCACUCUUCGAAAAGAUCGUCCAGCGCUGCUGGUGAGUAGUACAUCAUGGACACCAGACGAAGACUUUGGCAUUCUCUUGGAGGCAUUGAAACUCUACGAGUCUCGUGCUCGUGAAGCAAACCUUACAAAUUGUGAGAACUCGCAAUCAAAGCACAAUUCAAAAGAACGACAAGUCUUGCCUCGCAUAUGGAUGGUCAUCACAGGCAAAGGGCCGCUUAAAGACCGAUACAUGACAGAAGUGGAGCUCUUGCAAAAAAACUGGCAGUAUGUCAGGUGCACGAGUUUAUGGCUUGAAGCAGAAGACUAUCCCCUUUUGCUGGGCUCUGCUGACUUGGGCGUCUCAUUGCACUCAAGUUCCUCCGCGCUCGAUUUACCAAUGAAAAUUGUUGAUAUGUUCGGAUGCGGACUCCCCGUUUGUGCCCUCGAUUUUGCAUGUCUUCCAGAGCUUGUCAAAGACGGUAUUAAUGGCUUGGUUUUCAAGAAUGCGUCUCAGCUUGCAGAGCAUCUGGAGACCCUCCUCACUUCUUUUCCUUCCUCAUCUGCACUUGAUUCUUUACGGACAAAUUUGCAGCGGGCAUUACAGGUACCGCUCAGUGUCGAGCGUUAUGUCCAUAAUCACCAACACCAAGAAGGUGCUGACUGGGAGUGGGGUUCUUGGUCAGAGAAUUGGGACCGUGUUGUUAAACCUCUAGUGUUGAGAGAUUCAGAACGAUUUGGUUGA
Suillus plorans is the source of this 1611-nucleotide messenger RNA. RefSeq names its product glycosyltransferase family 33 protein. The record is from RefSeq and is a predicted model, not a curated record. NCBI's taxonomy places the organism in Eukaryota, Fungi, Basidiomycota, Agaricomycetes, Boletales, Suillaceae. The coding region runs from base 1 to 1611 and encodes 536 amino acids. The transcript has 9 exons. Gene Ontology annotation, cellular component: endoplasmic reticulum. Gene Ontology annotation, molecular function: mannosyltransferase activity.